Mustela erminea (ermine) is the source of this 4384-nucleotide messenger RNA. It is a transcript of the gene CARD6, whose product is annotated as caspase recruitment domain family member 6. The coding region runs from base 458 to 3766 and encodes 1102 amino acids. The record is from RefSeq and is a predicted model, not a curated record. NCBI's taxonomy places the organism in Eukaryota, Metazoa, Chordata, Mammalia, Carnivora, Mustelidae. Gene Ontology annotation, biological process: regulation of apoptotic process. The transcript is spliced from 4 exons.
CUCUGCGGGCGGGAGGGCUCGCAGCUUCGUGGAGUCCGAAUGGGCGUAGUUUCGGCCGACCCUCCUUGCGCGAGAGCUGCCUAGACGCCGCAAGUUGGUUUUUUGUGAUUCCUCUCCUGCUCUCCUGCCUCUUUUGAGUCUUUAGAUCUGUGGCUGCAUCGCGCAUUUCGGUCACUAAGCCAAGCCGGUGGGGAGCCUGGGGCACGAGUCCGCGCUCCCGGCGGCGGUGGAGGAUUCGGGAUGGAACUGGAAUCCCGAUCUGGGAGAAACGGGCUCCUCCAGCUCCCUCCUCACCCUGGAUGGAAGCUUUUGGCAGACGCUGGUUCUUGAAGAGGUCGCAGGCGGUACGGAGGCACCGACCCGGCCUCCGAGGAGCUGGCCUCCAGAUCUCAAAAAGAAAGGGGAAUCACGUUUUUUUUUUUUUUAACUGUAGUAGUUUAAAGAGGACGGAAGAACAAUGGCUGCGGAAAGUGUUCCUUCUGAGCUCAUAGAAAGAGAACGGAAAAAGUUACUUGAAAUCCUCCAACAAGAUCCUGAUUCUGUCUUAGACACAUUAACCUCUCGGAGGCUGGUUUCUGAGGAAGAGUAUGAGACGCUGGAGAAUAUUACAGAUCCCCUGAAGAAAAGUCGAAAGCUGUUAAUUUUGGUACAGAAAAAGGGAGAGGUGUGCUGUCAGCAUUUCCUCAAGUGUUUACUUAGUACUUUUCCAGAGUCAGCUACCAUUUGGGGCUUAGAGCAUGAACUUUUAAAGCAUGAGAAUAUACAACCUCCUCAACCUAUAGGGGUAAACAAGAAUUCAGAAGAUUUUUUUUCCUCUGGAGAGAAACAGCCUGAGAAUCCUGAGAUCACAGUAUUCUUCACAGAGAAAGAACACUUGGAUAUGGGAAUCUCUGAAUCCUUUGGGGAGAAGAAAACUAGUCAUAAAGAGACUGCUUGGACCUCCAGCGAAGAUGAGAAGGAAUACAACAUGCCUGAAGUCAUAUCACCACAUUCAGUUGAGAACCCCGAAUAUGAAAUUCCAGCAACUGUUGUUUAUUUACAGGAUGGACAGAGAUAUGAGAAGCCAGAUGAUUCUUUGUACUUAGGAAGAGAGGAAUAUCUAGAAUCCGUUGGAUACUCAGAAGAUGCAGAGCCUGCUGUGGAAGAAGAGGAUUAUAAUGACUCAGAGCACAGAGUUUAUGAUGGCGAAGAAGGCUGGACAUAUUCAGAAACCCUGCACUUCUCUGAGGAAGAACAGAGCUAUGAGGAUUCAGAAACUGGCAUGUCGCUGGAGGAGGAGGAGGAGGAGGAGGAGGAGGAGGAGGGAGAGGAGAAGGAGGAGGAGGAGGAGAAAAGGAUUGAAGAAAGAAAAAACGUGUUUCAAGAUGUCCUAUCAUGUUUAAACAUGGAUAGGAGCAGAAAGCUUCUGCCGGAUGUUGUUAAGCAAUUCUCCUCAGAUCGAGGAUGUAUGUGGACACCUGAGACUCCCGGAGACUUAGCUUGGAAUUUCCUGAUGAAAGUUCAAGCUCUGGAUGUGACAGCCAGAGAUACAGUCCUCAGACACAAGGUUCCGGAUGAAGAUGGCAAAGAAGAAUUGGUGACUGGGGUAGAGAAUUUGGAAAUCAGGGACGUACAAACCAUUCAUCCUUUUGAUGUUCUUUGUGCCUCUAUGCUCUGUUCAGACAGCUCCUUGCAGCGUGAAGUCAUGUCAAACAUGUAUCAGUGCGGGUUUGCUCUUCCCCUGCUCCUGCCAGAUGCAGAAAACAAUAAAAGCAUCUUAAUGCUAGGGGCCAUGAAGGACAUUGUGAAAAAGUGGUCAACACAGUCUUCAGGAGGACCUCCAGGGGACACAGAAAAGUUUCUGAAGAUACCUGUCAUCUCCUUUGUGCGCCUAGGGUACUGUAGCUUCUCCAAGUCCAGAAUCCUCAACAGACUGCUUGGUCCUGCCCAACUGAAAUCACACAAAAUCUUUCUCCAUCAGGAUUUUACUGUCCCAGUGCUUCCCCGGCAAAUCUCCGAUGGCCUGGUUGAGAUAACGUGGCAUUUUCCUGAGCGAGACUGUCUAAAGGAAAACCCUAGUUUUUUCCAGAAGCCUGUUGCUCUGGCCAACCUCCGUGGAGACCUAGAAAAUUUUUGGACACAGUUUGGUUUUUUGGUGGAAAUUUCUUCAGCUGUGUUUUUUUUCACUGACUACUUAGGUGAGAAGGAGUGGGACUUGCUAAUGUUUUUAGGAGAAGCUGCCACUGAGAGAUUGUACUUUGUCCUCAGUCCCCAGGCCCAGGAGAGUGAAGAGGCUCAGCUUUUCCAGAGGAUUCUAAAGUUGAAGCCAUCACAGCUACUGUUUUGGGAGGAGGAGGAAGCUGGGGGGAGAGGGAAGAACAUGGAGGGUCUUCAAGCUGCUCUGCAGGAAGUGAUGUCCUCUUCACUCAGAUGUGUGACCAUGGAGGAGAUGGGCUCCCUGGCCAGGGAGUUGGGAAUCCAGGUGGAUCAAGACUUUGAGAACGUUCAGGGAAUUCACAGUUCCUCUAGUGAAAACCUGGCUGAAGAUGAGAGACAACAAAGGCACGGUCAGUCAGAAAGCUCAUCUGAAAGCGCAGCUGAGAUGCCUGUAAGCGGGCCUGGGGCUAGCUGGAAUCUUCAGACUUUCCACCCCACCCCAGUACUCAUGCCUCCUCAGGAAAACUCCUAUCCUCUACCAACCAGAAUUGGAGGUAACUUUAACCAUAUGUCUCUGAAAGCCCCCUGGGUUAUGGGCUCCCACUUUUGGUCAGAGCAGAGGACCAGGUGGUUCCGUCCCUGGCCCUUUCAGAAAACAAGGGGCUAUGGUCGAGGUCAAAGUUUUAGGUCUCAGUACUUCCCACCCCAGAGAUUUUAUUCACCUGGAAGAUUUAUAAAAUUUCCAAGAACUUCUUGGGGAUAUUGCAUGGAUAAAACAAGACCUGUGUCUCAGCAUGUACAGGCCUGGCCUAAGAGACCGCAGGAGGACAGAACAAUGGGAGCUCUUAAAAGAUCUGGGGCAGUGGUCUCCCACAUAGGUCACUUCCAUUCCCUGGGUUUGCAGCCAGCAGGAACAGUUGGGAAGCCACAGCCUAAACAAGCCUAUGCCCAGAGAACACAGCCAACUAGGGCAACUGGGAAACCUAUAAAAACAACAUCCCAUAUUAAAGGUCUUUACCCCCAGGCCUUUCAACCAGCAGGAGCCAUACAAAAACCUAUAAGACCUGCUUUUCAGCAAGGAGCCAAACUGAAGGCACAGGAUGGGCCUUCAAAUCCAACUUUCCAAAUGGGAUCCUAUCCCAAGUCCAACAGCAAAUGUUUACCCAGCUCCCAGUUCACAUCCAACCAGCCCAAGCCAUUCCAGGUCAACCAAUCCCAGCCUGUGCCCUCUCAACCCAAACCCACGCACACAAAACCCACUCAUCCCCGGCCCUCCCAAGCUAAACCCUCUCCACCUAAACCUACUCAGCCCAAGCCAUACCCACCCCAGGCCUCCCAAUCUAAGCCUUCUCAGCCCAGACCUGCUCAGCCCAAGCCAUGCUCACCCCAGGCCUCCCAAUCCAAGCCUUCUCAGCCCAGACCUGCUCAGCCCAAGCCAUGCUCACCCCAGGCCUCUCAAUCCAAGCCUUCUCAGCCCAGACCCGCUCAGCCCAAGCCAUGCUCACCCCAGGCCUCCCAAUCCAAGCCUUCUCAGCCCAGGACCACUCAACCCAAGUCAUGUAGGACCAGUCCUUCACAGGCUAAGACAAACAAUCUAAGAGCAGCACCCAAGAGGGCAGGAAAACGUUAAAGUGCUCACUCUAGAGACCUAUGAAACAAAUCCUUCAUCCAGGCCAUUGCUGUCAUAUGGUAACCUGAAGAAGAAUGGCAGAGAUGGUCAGAGAUUCCUAUCAUUAACAUGACAGAAAGAAAGAAAAAAAAAGAUAUGCACAGCUUAACUGGUAUCACUAAAAUAUCUGUAAGAAUUGUGUCUACCAAAAGAAAAAAUAUGAAAAGAAUUAAGAAUAGAAUCAGGGAGUAAAUAAAUUAACUGAACCCAGCCUCAAGUAUUAGGUAAUAUAUAGCCUGAUUGCCAGGAAAGGUGCUGUUGAGGCGACUCCAUAAAAUAAGGCUCAGCAGCUCAGUGUUACAAGAAAAACUUAUGCUCGAUGUUUGCUCUCCAGAGGUGUCUUGGUCAAAACUUUUUGGUUCAGCCACUAAGCAGAUAAUCUAUUUACCUGUGAUAACAGCUCCAGUUUGCUCAGAUGUUAUAAUUCUCUCAUUUUACCCUUACAUACAGGAAUAAUGAGCUGAAAACCAAUGAGAUGAGUUAUUUUGCAUUUACUUGGGUAUGAUUUGUGUAUGUUUUAUACAUUUUUUAAAAAGAUUUUUUAUUUUUUAUUUGACAGACAGAGAUCACAAGUAGACA